CACUCCCAUCUGGAAUCAGGGGUUAAAAUAGCUUUCGCUUUUCAGUUUGUCCAGACAUCACUAAUAAACUGUGAUGAUGAUUUUCUGCCUGUGUCGACAGGAAGGAGGCAGUCUCGUGCGAAGGAUGACAAGAUGGCUGUGAUGAGGAAAAGGUUCUCUGUUUGCUCCCCUUCAUUACCUGAAGACAGCAGUGGGAGUCUCUAUGACAGUGCUCCUGUUUCUGCCUCUGAUCCAGACGGUGAACAAGACCACCCUUAUGCAUCUCUGCUCUGUUGUCAUCGUGUCCAGGACUCUUUGCUGAGCUCCAACAGCAGCUUCACUAAAUACAGAGGCAUCCUCAACUGGAUCAUUAUUCUGCUGGUACUGACUCACGCUCAUUUGUUUUUGGAGAAUUUCAUACAACAUGGCUUUUUAAUAGAUGUGAAGAAGGUUUUGGAGCAUCUCAUUGAAGACAACUGCAACUGGCCGUCAGUGAACCUCAUUCUGGCUGCCAACGUGUUUGCUGUUACAGCCUUGAUCCUCGAGAGGUCUCAGGAAAAGGGUCUGCUGCUCCUCACCAGCGCUCAUCUUUUACAUCUCACCAAUCUGGUGUUGCUCCUGUUGUUCCCUGCUGCAGUCAUUAUACACGAGCCUACAAUUUCAACAGGUGGAGCCUUCUUCUCUCUCUGGGUCUACGCUGCUCUUGGAAUGAAGCUUUACUCAUACCAGGAAACAAAUCGUUGGUAUCGACAGGCUCAUUUAACUGAUGCAGAGACAGACGGGAAUGUUUCUGCACCACAAGUAGGAGCCCUCAAUGAGCAUCUUACUUUUAAAGAUCUGUAUUAUUUCAUCCUUGCACCCACUCUGUGCUACCAGAAGGACUUCCCACAUGCUCCUAGAGUUCGCAUCAAUAAGCUGCUGCACAGGCUGCUGGAGAUGGUGAUUGUCAUCCAGAUCAUGGUUGGAAUUGUGCAGCAGUGGAUUGAGCCCAUCUUCCAGAGAUCAGAAAACUCCUUCUCUAGUAUGGACAUCACAAUGAAAGUGGAGCAUCUGGUGGGGCUGGCGGCACCAACCCACUUCCUCUGGCUCCUCUUCUUCUUCUUGAGUCACUCCUACCUGAACUUCUGUGCAGAACUGCUGCGCUUUGGCGAUCGUCAUUUUUAUGGAGACUGGUGGAAUGCCACAACUCUGACCUCUUACUGGGAUAAUUGGAAUAUCCCUUUUCAGAAAUGGUGUCACAGACAUGUUUACACACGGCUGCUGGAAAAUAAUGCAUCCCCUUCACAAGCGGAGUUAUUGGUCUUCACGAUGUCUGCUGCACUUUUUGAGUGUAUGAUUGCUCUACCCCUGCAUAGCUGUCGUCUGUGGAUCUUUCUCAUGAUGGUAUUUGAGCUUCUGGUUGCAGUAUUCCUCGGAAACUAUUUCGAAGGAAACUAUGGCAACGGCUUAGUGUGGUUGUGCCUGCUGCUGGGCCCUCCACUGGCAGUGACCACCUACUUUCACGACCACUACAUCAGCUCCCCUCAAAACCAGACAUCAUCCUCACCACAGACAUUAGACCAACAUAUUCGCACCAAGGUUUUCCUGCAGCCUCACUGAUCAGACGGAAAUGUUAGAAAGAACAUUUCUUGUGAUGUGAUGUAUAUGUGGCUCUGAUCCAAAGCUUGGUAAAGGCUGCUAAUGUCGGCCCAGAGAUCCAGUUAUAAUCCACAGCUUCUACCCUGUUGAGUAGACUCGUUAUUGGACUUCUGUAUUGGAAUCAAGUCAUGUUUAAAGUAAAGUUUACUUGCAAAUAAAGUUACUAUGCUUCCACAUCCA
Labrus mixtus (cuckoo wrasse) is the source of this 1797-nucleotide messenger RNA. RefSeq names its product diacylglycerol O-acyltransferase 1-like. Gene Ontology annotation, cellular component: endoplasmic reticulum membrane. The record is from RefSeq and is a predicted model, not a curated record. The transcript is spliced from 18 exons. Gene Ontology annotation, molecular function: diacylglycerol O-acyltransferase activity. NCBI's taxonomy places the organism in Eukaryota, Metazoa, Chordata, Actinopteri, Labriformes, Labridae. Gene Ontology annotation, biological process: triglyceride biosynthetic process. Bases 133 to 1578 code for a protein of 481 amino acids.